AUGGUUCUCACGCACACGACCAACCACAGCUACUCGCACCCCUUCCCGACCGUCACCCUCGCCUUCUUCCUCCGCUACUACUCGCCCCAGCUCAACCCCUUCUCCGCCCACGUGCUCUCCACCGACACCAUCGCCUCCCAUGUCGACCCGGACACCGGCCGCCUGCACACGACACGCCUCCACCUGAAGCGGUCGAGGAUGCCCGCGGCCGUCGUAAAGCUGCUGCCGACGUCCAUCACCGGCGGCGGCGGCGACAAGUCGAGCUUCGUGCUCGAGGAGAGCGUCGUCGACAUCAACGAGGGCUGGAUGACGACACAGAGCCGCAACCUCAACUUCACCGGUGUCCUCAGCGUCACCGAGCAGCAGCACUACUCGGUGACGCCGCCGGCCCAGCCAGGAGUUGAAGUGUCGCCGCUCUCGCCUAGUCUACCCCGAUCCAUGCCAACCAAUACCUACGUCACCACGACUUUUUCCUACCGCUCAAGCCUCGGUAGUCGGAAGGAGAAGGCGGCCGCCGAGUCCGAGGACGCUCCUCCACGGAGGUUCGGCAGCUGGGUUACAGGCUGGGGUGCCAAGCGCAUCCAGGGAAGCAUCGAGUCCAUCGCCUCCAACAAGACCGAAGACCAGCUUUCCAAGUCGCGAGACGGCAUGCGCUUGGUUCUAGAGCGCCUACGCACCAACGGCGUCGUUGCGACCCUGAGGGAGCUGCGGAGAAGAGAAGGAAAGGCCAUGUUUGAUGCCUGA
Molecule: messenger RNA, 744 nt
Organism: Neoarthrinium moseri
Lineage: Eukaryota; Fungi; Ascomycota; Sordariomycetes; Amphisphaeriales; Apiosporaceae
Exons: 1
Coding region: 1-744 (247 amino acids)
Biological process (GO): phospholipid transport
Cellular component (GO): mitochondrial intermembrane space
Molecular function (GO): phosphatidic acid transfer activity
Source: RefSeq, a predicted model, not a curated record